Molecule: messenger RNA, 2691 nt
Organism: Aspergillus pseudotamarii
Lineage: Eukaryota; Fungi; Ascomycota; Eurotiomycetes; Eurotiales; Aspergillaceae
Product: HET domain-containing protein
Exons: 5
Coding region: 1-2691 (896 amino acids)
Source: RefSeq, a predicted model, not a curated record
AUGUCUGCGGUGACAAAACCUCCGGUCUUUGACCGUGAAACAACUCUGGCUGCCAUCCCCCUCCUGGCUGUUGCCGCCUACAAUUCCGUGGAGUUAUUCUACUGGAUCUUCAGCUUUUUUAGACGCUACCAUGGCUUUUACUUUUGGAGCCUCUUAGUGACCGCAUGGGGUAUCAUCGUAUUCGUCACAGCCGUGAUCCUUUCGGGGUUUGCGGGGCCCACCACAAGACCCGCAUUGGAGUCCUUCUCCCGCAAAUACGGGCACUUUGUUAUAGCCUGCUCGUGCGCACGCGAACUGCUCUUAUCAGGCGUCUAUCUCUGGGUUGCAUUCCGAAACCUCAAGCCUAUUCUGGACGCCAAAGGCCAGGAAGGCCGCCGAGUGAAACGCGAACUAAUGAUCAUCAACAUUUUUGUGCUCGUCUCGACUGUUUGUCUUCUGGCCCUGGAUAAUACAAAUCAUGAAGCAAUCAAGCAGGGUUACGGCUCCAUGGCGACAAGUGUUAAGCUGAAGAUGGAAUUUGCCGUUCUCAAUAAAUUGCGCCACGGUUCGGUUACCGACGACCUGUGCUUCUUAUGUCGUCGCAUCGAUUUUGAAUACGUUGGUUUCCACGACUCUCCUGAGUACUCUAGUAACCACUACUUCUUUCAAAGGGAAUUCCCAACUUUGCUGAGUAGCUCAAAGACCUGUGUUUUCUGCAGCAAGCUCGUCAGUAUUAUCACGGAUUGGUUUGCAGCGAAUCCAGGAGAUCGGACAAAUGGACUUGAUAUCUCCAGGGCUCAUGUAGUGGUGUCUUUAGAAACUGACUGGCAUACCGUGACUCGAGAGCAUGGCGACCUUGCCGAAGAAAAGGCACACUCGGAUCGGAUCCGGGUCACCUGCUCCAUUCCAUGGCUUGGUGCUGAUAAUGAAACUGAACAACCGCAACACUUAACAUUCUUUUUGCAGAGAUAUGAAGGACCGUCUGAUGAUACAAUCCAGAAUGCCGAUUCGAAAGUUGGUAUUUCUCCUAAAUUGCAGCCAUACACCGGACGCCAAAGACCCCUAGUAGCAGAUUUGGCUCUCUUCAAGCGAUGGAAAGAGACGUGCCAGGAGAUACAUGGGGCAAAAUGCUCUCAAAUCUUCAAAGGGACCCCGAAUAUCCGACCGCGGGUCAUCGACGUUGAGCGCAGGUGCUUAACCUUGGCAGAGGAAAAUGAUCAAUGGACCCUGCGUCUCCUGAAGGAGAAUAUCCAGGCCUUCUCACAGCCAGGCUCUCUUUCCCCAGAUGUUCUUCCUAACAUUACCGAGGACGCUCUGCAGGUUACCAAGGGACUUGGGGAGCGAUAUCUCUGGGUCGACAGUCUUUGCAUAAUACAAGAUGAUGACCAAGACAAAGCCAAGUUUAUCUCACGAAUGGACUCGAUCUACACUUUAGCCACAGUCGUUAUUAUCUCUUCGACCUGCACUGAUGCCAACACGCCCCUUCCCGGAGUCAAACCUGGCUCGCGACGUCAGCAGCAAGAGCCCUUUAAGAUUCGGGAUGUCACAUUAGUACAAUCUCUCGACCCCUCGCUCGGCGUCAAGGUCGAUCUUCGCACAAGCCGUGCCGCAGGGUAUCUAGGCGAGACUAUCUGGGACACGCGAGCCUGGACGUUACAAGAGAGGUUCCUCGCAUCCCGGUCUCUUAUUUUCACAGGCGAACAAGUCUUCUGGGAAUGUGAAGAGGCGUUCUGGUGCGAAGACAGCUUCCGCGAGCUCCCAAACAUAUCCCCAGAUCCGCAUCGAACAAGCUUGUGUGCGGGCGAGCUGAACCUCUCGUGGAACUCUGAUAUCGUUACCUUUGACCAUUUCUAUCGCGUCCUUCUCGAAGAUUACUCCGGUCGGGCAUUAUCAUUCGAUAGCGAUGGGUUGAAUGCUUUUCUUGGUAUUAUUGGAGCUUUGGAACGGUCUAUAGGCGAGACCUUUUUCUGGGGUAUGCCCACAGCGUUCCUUGAAUCUGCGCUUGCCUGGGGUCAUCGAAGUCAUGCAUUAAGAAGGAGGCACGGUGUGCAGACUUUAUCCCAAGCUCAGAGCCAGUUUCCCAGUUGGUCAUGGGUUGGCUGGACAAGCGAUGGACAGACUAAACUGGCGAAUCAAAACUUGACCAUGGAGGCUCUGGGUCUUAGAUUCUAUCGUGGUUCCGAAGACGGGUCUACAAUGAUAGAAAUGAAACAGAAUGCUAAGUUCAACAACGAAGUCGACCUACUCGUCGAAGGCUCCAAGCUCCCAGAUCGCUCAUCUAGACCUCACAAUGUCUCUAUGGCAGAGCUCCCAACGAAUCCAUCAAUCAGCCUUUCAUCCCUCCUCUGUUUCUGGUCCGCAUCCGCUCGUCUCACCGUGACAAGCCGCCACUCGGCUGUUGAUACAUCCGAAGAUCUCGAUUCAAACACCUGGGAAGCCACCCUGUCCCAAGGAUCCGAUAGCAUCAUCCAGGUAUCCUGGUCCCACAUCGCACCAUCGCUAAAGCCAGGAGAUACCGUUGAGCUUGUUGCCGUCGCGCAGAAUAGAGGCAGCUGGGAUGCCGGCCACAUUGACAACGGAGCUAUUGGAGCUAUGCUUAUCUCUUGGGAUGCAAAGGGUGGCAUCGCCACCCGGGAAGGGUUUGCGUGGAUUGCGAUUCGGGACUGGACCUCGUUGAGGGACCGGGAGUGGAAGUUAAUUGUGUUAGGGUAG